Messenger RNA from Micromonas commoda, 1039 nucleotides. RefSeq lists its product with no specific name. Bases 58 to 879 code for a protein of 273 amino acids. NCBI's taxonomy places the organism in Eukaryota, Viridiplantae, Chlorophyta, Mamiellophyceae, Mamiellales, Mamiellaceae. The record is from RefSeq and is a predicted model, not a curated record. The transcript has a single exon.
GCGGCGAACGCGCGCGCGCCGCCGGACCCGCUCGCGGCGUCGAGCGCUGCGGCGGCGAUGUCGGCCAUGUCGGCCAUGUCGGCGCAGCGCGAUCUCCUGACGCUCCUCGGUCGCGGAUCCGUACAAACGCCGAUGAUGCCCCCGGGGCUGAUGGCGCCCGGCGGACCUCCGGGUCUCAACAACCUGGAGAGCAUAUUCGGCGGGGGCGGGCCGGGACUGGUGGGGGGCGGGCCGGGCGCGUCGAUUGCGGGCCUCCAGUCGAUGCCCGGUCACCAGCACGCAGGGAUGCUCGGUCACCAGCAGAGGAUGGCGGCGCCGCCUCCGGGAUUUGGCCAGGCGUCGACGCAGAACCCCUUCGAUCGCGUCUCGACCCCCGCGCAAUUGGCGCAUCAACAGCCGCCUCAGCCGCAGACGCAGUUUCCGCCGCAGACGCAGCAGUUCGGCGGGCAGCCCGUCGGACCUCCCGGCCUCGACGGAAUGUUCCGGCAGCUCUCCUUCGGCUCUGGCUCGGCUGAAAUCAACCAGCAGCAGCCGCCGCCGCCGCCGCCCAACGCGUUUGACGGCGGACCCGUCCAGAUGAACCCGCCCACGCACGGCGGCGUGAACGACGCGGCGCAGAUGCAGAACGGCGUCCGGGCGCUGCGCCGGCCGCAGCCGGGCGACGGGGCGUACGUGGCCGCCGCCGCGCCCGAAGCGCCCAACGGGACGGGUGGCGGCGGCGGCGGAGGCGGUAGAAGGAACCGGGGCCGAGGGGGCGGCGGAGGCGUCAACGGAGGCGGCGGGAAGGGGGGCAAGGGUAAGGGCGCCGCGCCGCCGCCGCCGGUCAGCACGGGUCCCAAGACGCUUCCCAAGCCGCGCGCCGUGCCGCCCAAGGCGUGACCGAGCCGAGCCGAGCCGAGCCGUCGGGCCUCACCGGGAGAAGACUCUUUUACUACUACCAUUAGGACCAAACGGAGGGCCGCUCUUUAAACCGGCGCCCUUUUCACGAUGUUUUUAAUCGCACCCACGGACGAGCACCUCGCUCGACGACGACUACUUU